AUGGUCAUGGGAACGGACUCCAAAAUCACCAAUUUGGUCAACCAUUCUCAUGGCAGCUCCGGGUCGCCGCACCAGUGGAUGUCGGUCGUUCCACGAUUUCCGAGUUAUCGAAUCAUGCUCUUUACUCCGACGGAGAUGGAACUUUGGCCGAGAGUUUCGGCGCGGUAUCCUGUCGUGGAUAUCAUUGUGCGGCGGUCGCGUGGUAGAUUUUCGAGGUCGUUCAUCGUCGGUGCGGUGGAGUGCUUCCAACGAGACUUCAGCAUUGAGCUUUGUGAUUUGCUCGACGCGGCAUUCUCCCAUGUUUGCAGCGAUGCGCACAAGACGAAAAUGUUUCUGAAACCAAUUGGCGGUAAAGUUUCUCAGCUUGUGGCGAUCUCUUACACGAACGCAGUGGGUGAUGUAGAAGAUUCGACGGCGAUAACUUCCGUGAAUACAAUGGGCGUGGGUGGACCAGCGUUGAAGAAACGGCGUGUACAAGUGAAGUCCUCCGGUAUGCACAAACAUUUUGCAAACUUGGUCGACGAGGAGGUUACAGAUGUGGCGGUAUCGGCACAACAAUUGAUGAUAGGAGACGUUGCUUGGGAGCCUAAAUGCAGUUUUGCCUCAAUUGUCGACGACAUGCUGCUGUAUCUUGCAAUAUUGGGCGGCAAGACCUAUCCGAGCUACUACGACCGAGUUAGUGGCACUUAUCACUCAACCAAGCAGAUCUUCUCGAUCGUAAAUCCCGACGAGUAUGUAAUCCAUGAAAACACGCAAGCCCCGACCCUCGAUUUCAAGAGAUAUGAGAACAUGGUAGCUCACGCAAUUUUCAGUUCGUCGCGAAGAAAUGGAGUGCGAGGGAUUCCGUUCAGCGACUUUUUGCCUUGCUUCCUUGGUGAAUUUGAGGAUAAGAUCUGGAUGAAAGAGGUUUUGAUGGUGGUGGAAACAGAAUCCGAUUCAAAUGGCCGACUAAUUGACGCGAGCAACUUGUUGGAAGGUUACGAUGCCGGAGGCCUAGCAGAGAGAACGAUUCCGUUUCUCGCUCCCCCCAACACUGAGUGGCCGCAGCCCAUUCUUGACACCAAUACUGAUGGUGGUUGCAAGUUUGGUCAUUUGAUUCGCACCGUCAACGAGGAAAGAUGCGAUGUGUACGUGCAGGAUUUGGCCAAGAAAGAGAAGGCCAUGUUUGUUUGCGAGUGCAAGUACCGGGAGGAGAAAAUCGAUGUCGGUGUGGUGACAGGUAUCCUUGAUGGCCUCCAAAAAAGGUGGGGCGAAGAGUGGAAGGUUGUGGUGGUGAUCUGCACAGAGCUUACAAAUUUUCGCGCGUGGAAGCGUCAGAACAUUGGCUGUGUGAAAUUCAAGCGGAGCAAGCGUGCUGGAAGGAUGAUCGCCAACUGGGUUUUCCAGCCGAAGCCGAAGGAGCGAGAGAAGCUGGCGAUCAUAAUCCAGACGGGGGUGAUAACGUGA
Messenger RNA from Phytophthora sojae, 1446 nucleotides. RefSeq lists its product as hypothetical. Bases 1 to 1446 code for a protein of 481 amino acids. The transcript has a single exon. The record is from RefSeq and is a predicted model, not a curated record. NCBI's taxonomy places the organism in Eukaryota, Oomycota, Peronosporomycetes, Peronosporales, Peronosporaceae.